Messenger RNA from Aspergillus uvarum CBS 121591, 1278 nucleotides. RefSeq names its product o-methyltransferase. NCBI's taxonomy places the organism in Eukaryota, Fungi, Ascomycota, Eurotiomycetes, Eurotiales, Aspergillaceae. Gene Ontology annotation, molecular function: O-methyltransferase activity. The transcript has 5 exons. The record is from RefSeq and is a predicted model, not a curated record. Bases 1 to 1278 code for a protein of 425 amino acids.
AUGAACGGGCACAACAACGGCCACAUCAAAAAGCCCACCCAAGAGGCUUUCACCAACAAUAGUGUCGCAAUCGCUCCCAACGACCCGGAGGAAGUGCCCGCACUGCUGAAGAGAAUCGCGCUGCACGGGGAGGCUUACCUCACGGAAAAUGACGAGCUCGAAAGAACCAGGAUUCUGGAUUCUGCCCGAUCGCUGGUGUAUGCCUUGGAGACGCCGCGCGAGGCAAUCGUCCGACAUUGCUGGUCUCAGAGCUCGCUUCACGCGGCAAUUGAGAUAGGAGUAGACGUGGAUCUUUUCACGGCGCUGUCGCGGGAUGACAAGCCCAAGUCUGCAGCUGAGCUUGCAAUGGCGACGGGGGUAAGCCAGGUGAUGCUGGCACGGGUCCUGAAACAUCUAGCCGCGAUGGGCGUCAUCAAGGAGACCGGGCCAGACGAGUACCGCCGGACCGGGUUCUCAACCACCAUGCAAUCGCCUCGGUAUAGCGACGCCUACCCAUGCAUGACCGGGUGCGUCACGGCAGGAGUGCUCGGCCUCCCCGCUCACCUCAAAGCGACCAACUACAUGCUCCCCAACGACGGCACCAAAUGCGCCUUCCAGCGCGGCUUCAACACCAGCCUCCACUUCUUCGACUUCCUGAAAGAGCAUCCCCAGCACGCCAGCGAGUUCAACAACCACAUGUCCGUCUACCACCAAGGCCGUCCCAGCUGGAUGGACUUGGGGUUCUACCCAGUGCACACCCUCGUCCAGGAAGCCACCGUAUCCCCGGACGAGGUUUUACUGGUCGACAUCGCCGGCGGAAUAGGCCAUGACCUGUCCGAGUUCCACCGCAAGUGGCCCGAGUUGCCUGGUCGACUGAUCGUGCAGGAGUUGCCCGAGGUCGUGUCCCAAGCGCGCGAGCUGAACCUGAACCCGAAGAUCGAGCUGAUGGAGCAUGAUUUCUUCGAAGAACAGAUCGUUAAGGGCGCAAGAGCAUACUAUAUGCACUCCAUCCUGCACGACUGGACCGACGACAACUGCCGCCGCAUCCUGCAGAACCUCGUCCCCGCCAUGCGUAAGAGCCACAGUAAGCUCCUGAUCAACGAAAACGUCAUCCCCGGGACGAACGCGUACUGGGAGACGACGAGCCUGGAUAUCAUCAUGAUGGCGGACUUCGCGUCGACGGAGCGGACGGAGAGCCAGUGGCGGGCGCUGGUGGAGUCUGUGGACGGGCUGCGAGUGGUCAAGAUCUGGACUGCGAGGAGGGGAGUUGAGAGUCUGAUUGAGUGUGAGGUCGUUUGA